CAACUUUGUCAACACUUCGCUGGUCAGGAAAAACAAAAAAAAAGAAAAGAAAUAAUACCGCUGUCAGUGUGGAGAAAGAAUGUCCCAACUGGAUUUGCUGGAGGAAAUUUGCCAUCUCAGAUGCAGUGGCGCAGAGCGAGAUUUACUGAAUUCUUGGCAAACCUACCGGGUUUCGGACAUUACGCGUCGGCUGGCAAGUGAAACGGGCCGACUAAUUUAUGCGGAAGCAAUCGCCUUCGCCGAGGAGGAAGAUUCCAAGACCUUCCACCCGAAGUCGCUGGGAAUGCUGGCGGUGCAGGCUUUGGUGGAGUCCCAUACGAGUGGCCCGAUGCCAAGUGGAUUGACUUGCGAGCAGGUGCGUGAUUUCGGGCUACUUCUACCGUUGGAGUUGCCCAUACUGGAUUUACUGGAGUUUGAGAAUGAAACGUAUUGGAAACGUGUUGUAAAAUCCAAAACAAAGCGUCUUGUUGAUUUUUUAAAACAUGAGAGAGAUUCUGAUGUUCACUGGAAACCGCUGGGAAUGGAAUUGCUGGUGGCGGAAGCGAUCGAGCGGGAGAAACCUGAAUACUGGUUCGAAGGCAUUCUGGAAGAUAUUCUAAUCAACUCGGCUCCGUUUGUGCGAAAGUUGGUCAUAUCGGAGCUCUUAUCUUUGGAAAAAAUCGAAGCUGCCGAGGGUUAUGAAGAGUACAGAGUUUACGAUGUACCUUCGGAGUUGUGCAGCCAUGGUUCGCUGGAAAUUUUGAAACAUCUAACAAAUCUCACCUCUUUGAGUUUAGUUUUUGGACUAGACAGUGUUGUUAAUGGUUAUGAGCGACGAUUCUUCCAGUUUUCCCUAGAAGACAUGGAAAACUUGGCGAAAGCGCUUCCAAAGUUGGUGGUUUUAGAGAGUUUCACUCUAGCUAGAAGUAAAAUGUCACCCGACAAACUGAAGGUGCUUUUAGGAGCAUUAGCGCAGUUGAAACUUAAAUCGUUAGAGUUAUCUUAUUGUUAUUUGGGGGUAGAAACGGGCAUUCUAUUUGGAAGGUACAUAAGCAAAUGUCCCGCAACUCUAACCUGUCUUAACUUGAUGGGAAAUUUUUUGAACGAUAAGCAGCUAGAAGAUUUCAGCUAUGGAAUCAAUGUUUACCAGGGAGUUCUGGAUAAACUCGACCUAUCGCACAAUCCUUUCGGCGAGGCUGGUGUGCUGAUGCUGGGUGGAGCAAUCAAAAACACGGAACACGUGCGGGAGCUAAACGUUACCGGUUGUGAGCUGGGGGCGCAAGGUGCCUACAGAGUAGUACAACUGCUUGGUUUCCAUCGGUCGCUAAAGGUACUCCACAUGAAUUGCACUCCAUUGGGCAAAAACGGGGGCAAAAAGUUAGUUCAGGUGCUCAAAGAAAACUGGUUUGUUGAGGUGGUGAAUUGCAAACAGUGUGACCUGAAAAUAAGUCACGAGCAGCGAGUGAGAAGCAUUCUUCGUCGGAACCAAAAAUUCCUGCUGGCUCGUAAGGAUACUUUGUUUGCGACGGAAGCGCAGCGAGCCGGAACAAUCUGACGUAAUAUGAGAAAGUUUGUGGGU
Molecule: messenger RNA, 1558 nt
Organism: Wyeomyia smithii (pitcher-plant mosquito)
Lineage: Eukaryota; Metazoa; Arthropoda; Insecta; Diptera; Culicidae
Exons: 2
Coding region: 80-1534 (484 amino acids)
Cellular component (GO): centrosome
Molecular function (GO): protein binding
Source: RefSeq, a predicted model, not a curated record